Capsaspora owczarzaki ATCC 30864 is the source of this 3202-nucleotide messenger RNA. Its product is annotated as ubiquitin-like modifier-activating enzyme 1. Lineage: Eukaryota; Filasterea; Ministeriida; Capsasporidae. The transcript has 9 exons. Gene Ontology annotation, biological process: protein ubiquitination; DNA damage response; ubiquitin-dependent protein catabolic process. Gene Ontology annotation, cellular component: cytoplasm; nucleus. The coding region runs from base 42 to 3119 and encodes 1025 amino acids. The record is from RefSeq and is a predicted model, not a curated record. Gene Ontology annotation, molecular function: ubiquitin activating enzyme activity.
CCUUUUUUUUUUUUCUUCAUCAUUCACAAAUCUCAGACAAAAUGGCGACUCCAAUGGACACGACCAACACGACUGCUGCCCCUGCGAUCGACGAGAGCCUGUACUCGCGCCAGCUGUACGUGCUCGGUCAUGAGGCCAUGAAGAAGAUGAGCGUCUCCAACGUGCUCAUUUCGGGUCUGAAGGGCCUCGGUGUCGAGAUUGCCAAGAACGUUGUGCUCGCCGGCGUCAAGUCGGUCACUCUGCACGACCCCGAGGCGGUCGAGGUUGCCGACCUUUCGUCGCAGUUCUUCCUGCGGCCCGAGGACGUCGGCCAGAACCGCGCUGCCGUCACGCUGCCGCGCAUUUCCGAGCUCAACUCGUACGUGCCCAUCGACGUGCACGCUGGUCCCCUCACGCCCGAGGUGCUCGCUCGCUUCCAGGUUGUCGUUCUGACCAACUCGACCCUUGCCGAGCAAUUGGCCGUCAACGACUUUACACAUGCACACAACAUUGGCUUCAUCUCUGCCAUUACUCGUGGUCUUGUUGGUGAGCUCUUCUGCGACUUUGGCAGCUCUUUUGUUGUUAGCGAUACCAACGGCGAGCAGCCCCUGUCCGCCAUGAUUGCCUCCAUCACAAAGGAAAGCCAAAGCAUUGUCACUUGCCUCGACGAAACCCGCCACGGCUUUGAGGACGGCGACUAUGUCUCCUUCCACGAGGUCCAAGGCAUGACCGAGCUCAACCACGCAGCUGCCCGCCCCAUCAAGGUGCUUGGUCCGUACACUUUCAGCAUUGGCGACACCACUGGCCUGUCCGACUAUGUUCGUGGCGGCACUGCCACCCAGGUCAAGCAGCCCAAGACUCUUGCAUUCAAAUCGCUCCGCGACUCGCUCGUCCACCCCGAGUUUGUCUUUACCGACUUUGCCAAGAUGGACCGCCCGCAGCAAUUCCACAUUGCCUUCCAGGCACUUGACCAGUUCCGCGCUGCCAACGGUGGCGUUCUGCCGCGUGCUCACAACGCGCACGAUGCUGGCCAGGUCAUUGCAUUGGCCAAGACGAUUGCCGCCGCGCACGCUGACAAGCCCGAGAUUGACGAAAAGCUGCUCACCCUGUUCGCUUACGGCGCGAUUGGCGACGUCUGCCCGAUGAACGCGGUCAUUGGUGGCAUUGCAGCCCAGGAGGUGCUCAAGGCGUGCUCUGGCAAGUUCCACCCCGUCCUGCAGUACCUCUACUUUGACAGCUUUGAGUCGCUGCCCGAGGGCGUCGACAUUACCACGCUGCCUGAGGCCCUCUUCCAGCCGACCGGCUCGCGCUACGACGCGCAGGUGGCCGUGUUUGGCUCCAACUUCCAGAACAAGCUCGGCGACCUCAAGUACUUCCUGGUCGGCUCUGGCGCCAUUGGCUGCGAGAUGCUCAAGAACUGGGCCAUGAUGGGCGUUUCCGCGGGCCCUGCCGGUCAGGUGAUUGUGACUGACAUGGACACGAUCGAAAAGAGCAACCUCAACCGCCAAUUCCUCUUCCGCCCUUGGGACGUGCAGCAGCUCAAGUCCAACACGGCUGCCAAGGCUGUCAAGACCAUGAACCCCGCCAUCAACGUGAUUGCCCACCAAAACCGCGUCGGCCUUGACACGGAGGGCCUGUACAAUGACGACUUUUUCAACUCGCUCGACGGUGUGGCGAACGCGCUCGACAACGUCGACGCCCGUCAGUACAUGGAUCGCCGCUGCGUCUUCUACUGCAAGCCCUUGCUCGAGUCGGGCACCCUCGGCACCAAGGCCAACUCGCAGGUCAUUGUGCCCUUCCUGACCGAGUCGUACUCGUCGUCCCAGGAUCCCCCGGAGAAGGGCAUUCCCAUCUGCACGCUCAAGAACUUCCCCAACGCCAUCGAGCACACCCUGCAAUGGGCGCGCGAGAACUUUGAGGGCAUCUUCACCCAAAAGCCCGAGAGCGCCAACCAAUACCUCGCUGGCUCGGCGGCCUUUGUCGAGACCACCUCGCGCCAGCCCCAGGCCCAGGCGAUCGAGACCUUUGAGGCUGUCAAGGAGACGCUCGUGUCGGACAAGCCCCUCACCUUCGAGGACUGCAUUGCCUGGGCGCGCCUGCGCUUUGAGGACUGGUUUGCCAACCAAAUCAAGCAGCUCCUGUACAACUUCCCGCCAGACCAGCUCACCACCACCGGCCAGCCCUUCUGGUCGGGCCCCAAGCGCUGCCCCACCGCGCUUGCGUUCGACUCGUCGAAUGAGCUGCACAUGGACUUUGUCGUCGCCGGCGCCAACCUGCGUGCCUUCAACUAUGGGCUGAAGGGCCACACCAACCGCGACACCUUCCGCGAAGUCAUUGCCCGCUCCGCCGUCCCCACCUUCACUCCCAAGCAGGGCGUCAAGAUCCACGCCAACGAGAGCGAGGCUGCCGCUGCCGCCCAAGCUGCUGCGAACGCCGGCGGCUCCGACCAGGAGCAAAUCGACCGUCUGGUCUCGCAGCUCCCGGCCACCGCCACGCUUGCCGGCUACCGGCUCAAGCCCGUCGAGUUUGAGAAGGACGACGACACGAACUUCCACAUGGACUUCAUCACCGCCACCUCCAACCUCCGUGCCGCCAACUAUGGCAUUGCGCCCGCCGACCGCCACAAGUCCAAGCUGAUUGCUGGCAAGAUCAUUCCCGCCAUUGCCACCACCACUGCUCUGGUUGUUGGUCUUGUGUGCCUCGAGUUGAUCAAGCUUGUUCAAGGCGCCAAGAAGAUUGAGACGUUCAAGAAUGGCUUUGUGAACUUGGCCUUGCCCUUCUUUGGCUUCUCGGAGCCGAUUGCCGCGCCCAAGCUCAAGUACAACGAGGUCGAGUGGUCUCUGUGGGAUCGCUUUGACAUCCAGGGCGAGCUCACUCUUGGCCAAUUCCUCGAGUACUUUGAGCGUGAGCACAAGCUCGAUGUGACGAUGAUUUCGUGCGGCCAUUCGAUGCUCUAUGUUUCCUUCCAGCCUGCCAAGAAGAAGGAGCGCAUCAACAUGAAAAUGAGCGAGAUUGUGGAGCUCGUGUCGAAGAACAAGAUUCCCGAGCACACCCGGACGCUCGUGUUUGAGAUUGGCUGCUGCGACUUGGAUGGUGAGGAUGUCGACACCCCCUACGUCCGUUACUUGCUUCCCAAGUAACAAAACAAAAACACAAUUCUUGCAACAAUAAAAGUCGUGUUUGUGUGCUUGUGAUUUCAAAAUUACCCAACGUCUUUUUCCAC